This is a messenger RNA of Porites lobata, 627 nucleotides long. The record is from the annotation of a GenBank genome assembly. Lineage: Eukaryota; Metazoa; Cnidaria; Anthozoa; Scleractinia; Poritidae.
AUGAAACAAAAAGGAAGAAAAAAACCAUGGUUACUUUACAAUGUAUCUUUUCCAGGCAUGGUAAUGGCAGAGUUCAGCUCCAAUCGUUGUUUUGAAAAUGAUCACACACAGAGACCUGUUGAGACGGACACCUUGAAGGCGUACUGUACCUUUUGCUUUCGACACGGUUUUGACAUGAAAUCGUGCAAAGGCUGUAUGACAGCAAAGUACUGCGACAAAAAAUGCCAAAUCCUACACUGGAAAAAGCAUAAGCGAACAUGCAAAGCUGCGGGACAAAAAAAUUCUGUGGAUGUAAAAAUGCCUCUUUUAGCGCUGGGUACUACUUCUGUAAUUACCUCUCAUCCAAGUUUGCAACCUGGUGGUCCAGACCACUAUCCUCCUCCUCCAAAGGAUGGUAGUCGUUUUAUUGUAAAGAUACAAACCUCCGAAGAAGGUUUUUAUGGAGACAUUAUAGAUAUGAGAGGGUUCGUAAGUGAUGAACAAGACCCAUAUAAAGCUCAGAUGAUGCUUUAUGAUCUUAGCCGUCAUGUGUUGUUUCAAUUUAGUGGUAAACCACAACUAUAUCAUUUAAUAAUGGAGUGCGGAGUUAUCGGAAAGAUGUGUAAUCUCACAAAGAAGUUGUACUGU